This is a messenger RNA of Pleuronectes platessa (European plaice), 1757 nucleotides long. RefSeq names its product pentraxin fusion protein. The record is from RefSeq and is a predicted model, not a curated record. Bases 1 to 792 code for a protein of 263 amino acids. The transcript is spliced from 3 exons. NCBI's taxonomy places the organism in Eukaryota, Metazoa, Chordata, Actinopteri, Pleuronectiformes, Pleuronectidae.
AUGUGUCUGCAUCAGGCACAGGACAGAGUCACGCCGGCUUCACACACCGGGCCUAUUGUCAGAGCGGCCAUCGCAGAGCUGACGUCAUUGCCCUGUGCUAGGAGGGAAGAGGACUGUAAGUUUGCUGUGGUUUCCCUCUGUGUCUUUGGAUUGUCUAUCGGUCUCUCCUCAGGCACACAAGCGGGUCUGAGUGAGAAGGUCCUGGUGUUCCCCUAUGAGACGGACUUCAGCUUCGUGGCCCUGAUCCCUCAGAAGGAGAUGGGCCUGAGGGCCCUCACCCUCUGCAUGCGUGUGGCCACCGAGCUGCCUGAUGAGCGGCAGGUCAUCCUGUUCGCCUACCGCACGGCCGACUACGACGAGCUCAACGUGUGGCGGGAGCGGGACGGCCGCAUCUCCUUCUACAUGAGCGGCGAUGGCGUCCUGUUCCACCUGCCGCCGCUCACCACCUUCCGCACCAGCCUCUGCCUCACCUGGGAGUCGCGCACGGGCCUCACAGCCUUCUGGGUGGAGGGCAAGCGGAGCACCUACCAGGUCUACAAGCCCGGACACACCAUCCGGCCACAGGGCACCGUCCUCCUGGGGCAGGACCCAGACAAACACCUGGGGGGUCUGGAGGCCGUGCAGAGCUUUGUAGGGGAGGUGACCGACCUGAACAUGUGGGACUUCGUGCUCUCCAGGAGCAUGAUCCAGGCCUGGCACUACGGCCACAAGGUGCCCAAGGGGAACGUCUUCGACUGGGCCACCAUCGAGUACGAGCUGAACGGGAACGUGAUGGUGGUGGAUGACGACUGACUCGGGGGGGAGCCUGUCGCAGAGAGGGCCGAGGCUUUUCAGACGAGUUCUGGACUGAUGCUGAUAUGUGGGGUCGUCUUUCUUAGAUUCUGUGUCGUUUGACGUUCGAAUCCUUCAACUGUUCCUUGUUCCUUAAUACAGCAGAAAGCGGUGGUGUUUGGGACAUUAUAUCAUAAAUAUAACAAUCUAUUUAACACCUUAAUGCAACACUCAAACAUCUAGCAGCGUGGGAACUCAUUUGAUCGUUUCUUAUGGUCCUCUUUGUAAUUCAGAGCUUCAUCCUUCGAUUGAAAGAAAAACCAAUGAGAACAUGUUGAUGUGCCGGAUGUAUCCAUAGGGUGGCAGUCUGCGCCAGUUCACGUCAAACAGAAACUUGGGUCAGACAGAGCUUGAUCAUGCACGUACACCCACUGAUGUCAUGUGGCCACAAAUAGCUGAUGAGAAAAGCAUGUUUAACUGUGACAAUUAUAAUAAAGGGAAUUCAUGUUUGCAGUGCAUCGGGAUUUUGUAGAUAAUGUCAAUUUAAACAUUUGCAAACGUCUAAUAACUAAGAUUUCACCUUGUUUUACCACUGACGCUGUUGUGCAUCUAACAGAAAAUCACUACUGACUUGAGACGACACAUUUAAAUUAUUAAUUUGGGUUAAAAUUUGAUAUAUUUGAGCAGAAACAAGCAUAUUUCGAAAAACCUUCCAUCAUGCAUGAAAUAUUUGUCAGCGUUUGUUUUUGCAGGUCCUUUGCUCGGUGAUAUUUAUGACAUGAUAAUAUGAAUGAGACAAUAAAAGCAGUGAACUGCAGGAUGCGUUAUUUCUGCUGCAGACUUAAUGAUUUAACUGCACCGAGAGACAAACAGCAAUUAUCAUGUUUGAAAUCCAUUGCCAUACAGUUGCCCUUGGUUAUGGCGCCCGCUCAUGAAUUUUCCAUGUUUUAACUGAUGUAAAAACGCUGUCGGGUCUGAAAUAAAAU